AUGCAAGAUGCAAGACAACACCCUCUGUCUGGAGGCCUACAAGGCCAGGAGUGGGAGAUCAAGCGCAGAACGGAGCUGGAAGACAGCGAGAAGAAGAGCGAGCGACCACAGCAGGAGAUCUUAAGAAGACCGUACAAAGACAAGCGAUCGAAAAAAGGAAGCAGGAGAUGCAGAAGACGGAUCAGCGGGCUAUGGGGAACCGGUCAACGAAGGAGCGAUCACAAAUACUAUAUAUUCCGGCAGAAACAGGAAGACCCCUACGAAAUCUUACAACCUGAUAUGAGCAAGCCAGCAACUUGGCGAAAGUUGGAAAGCGCACCUUCUCUGUCUGCGAUCGAGACGAAGUUGAUUGAUACUGCUGAGAUGCUCGAUGGACGUCGUGUCCUCCCACAGGAGGAUAUUCCUAACGGCUGGGAGAAAGGAGGCGGCUCUUUCGAGGACGGGACUAUGCUUCGAAAACAAUUAAAAAAGUACGUGCACGAGGAGGCUUAG
Molecule: messenger RNA, 492 nt
Organism: Bacidia gigantensis
Lineage: Eukaryota; Fungi; Ascomycota; Lecanoromycetes; Lecanorales; Ramalinaceae
Exons: 3
Coding region: 1-492 (163 amino acids)
Source: RefSeq, a predicted model, not a curated record